GAGCAUGCCACGGGUCGUGCAUUACUGCGAGAUCGAUAUCCAGCAUGCGACCUUCGCUCCGACCCAGUUUCUUGUGCGGGAAUGCUACGCGAGUGGGCCAGGUGAGCCGCCAGCCGCCUGGGACGGCUGAUCAGCAAGCGACUGACGCGACAGCAAUCGGCAGUCUAGCAGGCACCGGUCAAACGGACGGAAACUGCACCCUGCAUGAUGGCCCUGUUGGCUUUGGUGCUAGUGCAGGCCGGAAGCGGUUUGAUUCGUGUAAUGCAUCUCAUCCGUAUGCUACGAUCCCGCGCUGGCCGUUCCUACGACGCCUACGGCUCCUUCAUGGCUAUACACAUGGCGUCAUUGCACUGUUUCCCAAGCUGCCGAUCUACAGCAACGACAAUUGCUACCAGCUGCAGGCCCUGCAUCACCUCGGCGCUCGAGCCCCGUCUGCUGCUGAUGCGUGUCAUGAAAGAUUGGACCAUCUGCUGGCGGACAUUUUGCGAUGCUGCGGCUAUGUGAAGGUGUUGCAGCGCGUUGGCCGGUUUUCCUACGACGAGGAUUCCAGCUGGCACUUGGCGUACCGGCGCGCUACUGCGAACCUAUCUCCCCAGCGUUCCGUCCAAUCCGUUGAACGAACUACUCGGACCGGAUCGACGAUGUGGUCCGGAUUAGGACAUGCGCAUGAAAUCGCUGCUGCUGCUUCUGCCGCAGGUGUACGAGUAUAUUAUGCUGGAUCGCCUACACGCGCUUCCAAUCUUCCUAGACCUCGACAAGAGACCGAUGAUGCUUGGCAGUUGCGGCUGUUUGUCGCCAUCCAGGCACAACCGGAUGUCGUGACACAGCAUCCGACCGACGGUGAGCGGUUCCUGCUGCUCGAUGACGACCGUAUGCUCGCCUCGACCCUCGUCCAGAUCGAGAGCGCGUAUGAGCGGUUGUGCGCCCAGUUCGCACACCGAGCUAUAUUUCUUCUAGCUAUUUUAAUAUUAGCGCAGAGCUGA
Anopheles aquasalis is the source of this 983-nucleotide messenger RNA. RefSeq lists its product as uncharacterized. NCBI's taxonomy places the organism in Eukaryota, Metazoa, Arthropoda, Insecta, Diptera, Culicidae. The record is from RefSeq and is a predicted model, not a curated record.